CCGGAGACCCGCCUUUUCCCUCCUGCCCGCGAGCGUCUCGCUCGUGCCCCGAACCCGCGGCGCCCGCGCGGCUGCGAGCCUUGGUGCCGCGCGCCGGCUCCGGGAAGCCGGGCAGGGCGCGGCGGCGGGAUGGCGCGGCGCGGGCCGCGCGGUUAGACGGGUGCCGGGGGAGCCGCCGGCCCGCGCCCUCCAUUCUCUCCGCCCCGGAGCCGUCAGCGCUCCGGGUCCCGAGCGGCCGCGCUGCGGGGAGCCGCCUUCGCUGGCCCCGGGCACCGGGACGCUCCCGAGAUGCCCAACCCCAAAAACAGUAAAGGCGGACGCAAAAACAAACGCGCCAACAGCAGCGGGGACGAGCAGGAAAAUGGAGCCGGAGCCCUGGCAGCGGCGGGCGCGGCGGGCGCGGCGGCCGGGGGGGCCCUGGCGGCGGCGGCGGGCUGCGGAGCGGCGGCGGCGGGCUCCCCGGGCACCGGAGGCGCGGCGGGCACCGGAGGCGCGGGGACUGGCGCCGCCAACGCCGCCGCCGCCGCCGCCGCCGCCAACGCCGCCGCGGGAGCUGCAGCCGCGGGCGACUGUAAGAACGAAGCCCCUUGUGCCACGCCCCUGAUCUGCAGCUUCGGGAGGCCGGUGGACCUGGAGAAGGACGACUACCAGAAGGUGGUGUGCAACAACGAGCACUGCCCCCACAGCAGCUGGAUGCACCUGCAGUGCUUCUACGAGUGGGAGAGCAGCAUCCUGGUCCAGUUCAACUGCAUCGGCCGGGCCCGCAGCUGGAACGAGAAGCAGUGCCGCCAGAACAUGUGGACCAAGAAGGGCUACGACCUGGCCUUCCGCUUCUGCUCCUGCCGCUGUGGACAGGGCCACUUAAAGAAGGACACGGACUGGUACCAGGUGAAGCGGAUGCAGGACGAGAAGAAGAAGAAGUCAGGGUCGGAGAAGAACACAGGGAGGCCUCCCGGCGAGGUGGUGGAGGAGGCUAAAAAGUGCAGGCCCCCGAACAAGCCCCAGAAAGGCCUGAACCAUGACCUCCCCCGCCGGCAUUCCAUGGACCGGCAGAACUCCCAAGAGAAGGCGGUCAGCGCCGGGGCCUACGGGGGCCGCUCCCCCUGUGGCUCCCCCGGCCAGUCCCCGCCCACCGGCUACUCCAUCCUCUCCCCUGCCCACUUCAGCGGCCCCCGCUCCUCCAGAUACCUGGGGGAAUUCUUAAAGAAUGCCAUCCACCUUGAGCCUCACAAAAAGGCCAUGGCCGGGGGCCACGUGUUCCGAAACGCCCACUUUGAUUACGGUCCGGCUGGGUUAUCAGUUCACAGGGGCGGCCACUUUGACACUCCCGUACAGUUCCUGCGGCGGCUGGACCUCUCGGAGCUCCUCACCCACAUCCCCAGGCAUAAGUUGAACACUUUCCACGUGCGGAUGGAAGACGAUGCCCAGAUGGGCCAGGGCGAGGACCUGCGCAAGUUCAUUCUUGCGGCCCUCAGCGCCAGCCACAGAAACGUCGUAAACUGUGCCCUGUGCCACCGGGCGCUCCCGGUGUUCGAACAGUUCCCACUGGUGGACGGAACUCUGUUCCUAAGCCCAUCGAGACACGAUGAGAUCGAGUAUGAUGUCCCUUGUCACCUUCAAGGGAGACUCAUGCACCUGUACGCGGUGUGCGUGGACUGCCUGGAAGGGGUUCACAAGAUCAUCUGCAUCAAGUGCAAGUCGCGGUGGGACGGCAGCUGGCACCAGCUGGGCACCAUGUAUACCUACGACAUCCUGGCCGCCUCUCCGUGCUGUCAGGCCCGGCUGAACUGUAAGCACUGCGGGAAGCCCGUGAUCGACGUGCGGAUCGGGAUGCAGUACUUCUCCGAGUACAGCAACGUCCAGCAGUGUCCACACUGUGGCAACCUGGACUACCAUUUUGUGAAGCCAUUUUCCUCCUUUAAAGUUCUGGAAGCUUAUUGAUGAAAGCUUUGCUUUGGUAAUAGCUCUUUUAUCGACACUAUUACUUUAUUACAUAUCUUUUCUAGGGAAACAUUCUGUGAUGUUAAUUUCUUUUCUAACUUAAAGGCAAGUUCCUUUGUGUACGUGGUCUGCCACUAAAAUGGGCUGCCCCUGCCCUCCCCUGACUCCCGAGUGCCGGUCUGUGGUCCUGGCCAGUGCCGCAUGCGCAGUCCUGUGAGUUGGGGUAUUGGUUCCCUAUCACAAAGAGUCUCCCUUGCAGCUUUUAAGGUGGUGGGGAGGAUGGGCUGAGUUUAAGAAAGGAAUUAGGUGGUUCUAAACCGAGAGUUUGGUAGGACUUGGGAGCGUACUCUUACUCAAAGUCAACCGUUUAAAGACCUGCUUUAGAUCUCUGGGCCGUGGGAAAACAUGUGACAGGUGAAUGUAAGUCUGUGCCUGGAGCUGAUGGUGUGUCAGUCCCUCAUGUUUAGCUUCUGCAGCGCACUUUGACGUGCAGUUUACACUCAUUGACAGAUUAUCUGAAAGUCAACAUGAGGGCUAUUUCCAUCACUCUUCUAGUUUCAUAGUCAGUUUUCAUACUGAAAAUAAUAUCCAAAUUAUGAGACAUAUGAGAGCUAUUGGUAUUGCACAUAUUUUUAGGUAAAGCUGACCUAUAGCAGUGAGAAUAUACUAAAUGAAUUUGAUGCACAUGGAUUUAAGAGGGCAAAAAGGUAGAAAACUGUAAUUUGAAUUUGGUCACAUUAGCUCCCAAGGAGAAUGCAUGAAUAAUAACAUGAUUUGGGCAGCACUGAUAUAUGAAGGUUGUACUGUUGAAGUGCCAUUUCAUGCCAGACCCUUCUCACAGGUAAAUCUCACAGCCACAGACCUUACUGGUAAUUCUGGGAACCACUCAUGGCCACAUUUCUCUUCCCCCAAAUUGCUGACAGUGACGUUUUACCCAUUUAAUGCUGAGUUUGCAAAAUCAAAAAUUUGGCCCUAGGAAGGAAAGGAAAACAUUAUUUGUGAGGGUAUGAGGAAAAGAAUAAUUUUAACAUUUCUGUUUUAAGUGUAUUUCAUUUUGGAAAAAUCACUGAAUUUAAGGGAUAACAAUAUGUUUGAAAAUAGAUCAUUCGGAAGAUCUCUAUGAUACCUUUCCGUUGGUGAAAAAAGAUGAUACUCUACUAGUAUGUCUUUAUUUUGUCCCCUCAGAUAAACAGUUGUUUUUCCUCUCAGAAGUGUUCAGGCAUUAUUGCAAGUGAGCUUCAGUUCUACAUGCAACAUUUGAUGUUUUGUUUGAAACAACGCAGCCUUAAAAAGAACCCACAUGUUAAUAGUCUCCAUCUUUCAGUUUGGAUGAUUGUAAUUCAGUUUACUGCAUCUGGUUUGGUCUUUGAUGAUCUGAAAAGUGUUUCACAGUGGGGGAACUGCUCAAUGCCAAUAAGAAGCAGAAAAUCAUCCUUGGUCUGAGAGCAUUUGAUGCAACUGAAACAGGUCUAUAGGACAUAACCUUUGCAAAUUUGUCUGUAAUACACAGAUCUGUGAUUGUGGGUUAACUGUUUCCCUGUCGAUUCUCAUGUACCCAAGUACAAAAGUUUCUCUUGUCUUUCGAGCACCAUUUGGCUUUUACCUGUGAAUUUAAAACGAAUAGUAAAGUAUUUGUAGUGCUGUUCUUUAACACACCUAAAUUUUUGUAGAGAAAUCUGCUAGUAUUGUUCUCAAACUUAAGGUUUAUGUAUAGAUUCCAUUAAGCAAGUUCCUCAGUGUAAAACUGCUCUGAGUGUUUUGUCUACUGCAUUCGUUAUUUUCUCCUUAGAUUGUUUUCUACUCCCUAAAAAAUAAGUAUGACAUAAUUAGGUAAAACUUACUUUUGACCUUUAUUUUGAUGAAAAAGUUAGGACCCUAUGGAUGCUGCAGUUACACAAAAGGAGAGGCAUAGAUAGGUAUCCUAUCUGAGGAUAUCUUUGGCCUUCAAGGCAUUGCAUUCCUGUCUAAAAUGGAAAAUUUUGUUGAUUUGAGAAUAAAAUAUAAUUAAUUAUACAAUAAUAUAGAGAAUAAAACUUAAUUUGGAAACCUGCUGACCUUAAUAUUUUCCCCAUGCUUUCUCAAACUACUUUGCUCUGAGUACCUUGAUGGAAAUUGGAAUAUGUCAAAAAGAUGAUUAUUUUUGUUGUGGUUUGGAUAUUAAAAGGUAUUAGUCACCCAAGAGAUCCAUCUUCUGUUUUUCUGAUGAAUAGUGCUCAAUAGUCUGGAUCACUCACAGUGACUUAUAAUUUCAAAGCAAUUUGUCAUCUGCUCUAACUUUUUUAUCACUUAUUUUUAAGAGUUAUACACCUUGAACAAACACAAUUAUCUACUUUAGUUUAGUGAGAAAACUAUUUCUGAUGGUCUCAUCAUUUUCUCUUCAGACCAGCUCAGUUCUCCACUUUCUUCUGGUUGCAUCUGAAGCACUUAAUAUACUGGGUUUUUACCUGAAAAGAGACAUUGGCAUGAAACUGGGGAGUGGGGUCAGUUAUUCCACUCUAAUUAAGAAAGAGCUUUCCCCCAGUCUUUAUUUUAUAGUUUUUAUUAAAAAAAAGUUCAUUUUCAGAGUAAAAAGUAUUUUCAUAUCUGUUUUGGGGAAGUUAAUUAAUCAGAAAAGAAUAUUAUUAGUUGUUUAAACCCUAAAACUAAUAGAUAAACUGAUACAUAACUGACUAGACCACCAAAACUAACCUGCUGAAAUCUUUCAUUUUUUCCUAUAAGACCACUUCUUAACUUCCCCUCUGUUCUCCUUUGCCAGGUCAGUAACUCUAGAUUGCUUUUUUCAUUAGACUCAUGGUAGCAGCUGUGGAGUAAUUUUAGUUGGAGAUUUGGUUAUAACCUGAUGCUGCCUAACUCAGCUCAUCUCCAUGUCUUGUUGACUUUAUUACCCUUCCAGGUAAUUGAAAGAAAACAUAAUGGAUGGACAUCUUUAAAACCAGCUAAAAUGUUUUCUUGUCAAGAUGUCUUGGAUUGCACUUUUGUGGAGGGAAGACAGUGUAAAUAGUUCAAGAAAGUUGGUAAAAUUGGAAUAUUUGGCUAUGGAAUUGUAUGUGAUGGUAGAAGGUUUCUGUUUGUGAAAUGUAUGUAAUAAAAAUAAUAAAGCUUUAGAAACUUA
Eptesicus fuscus (big brown bat) is the source of this 5053-nucleotide messenger RNA. RefSeq names its product hdc homolog, cell cycle regulator (gene HECA). The transcript has 4 exons. The record is from RefSeq and is a predicted model, not a curated record. Lineage: Eukaryota; Metazoa; Chordata; Mammalia; Chiroptera; Vespertilionidae. Bases 289 to 1941 code for a protein of 550 amino acids.